AUGGAGAAUUCCGAUUAUUCUUGUUCUGGUGUUGACAGCAACAGUUCACUUUACGGUUCUUGUUCUCUCGACGAAAAUGAGUUUGAUUUGCAGGAGCUGGGUAAAGAUUGGAUUCCCGAUUGUCCUCAAGGUGUCAAACCAUUGCUAGAUCAAAUUUUCAAAAAUAUUGAGGAAGGCUUUGAUUUUUACAAAGAAUAUGGAAGAUUAUCUGGUUUUGAUGUUCGACGUUCAUCUGAGAAGUCUGAUAAAUAUGGUAGGACUAUCAGAAAAUAUUUUGUUUGCUCUAGGUCAGGAAGACCUGAUAGUAAAAAUGAAGAAACAGAAAACCAAAGACGAAUAAGAACGGUAUCAGCAAAGUGUGAAUGUCCAGCUGAACUUGUUCUCGGUUUGCAUAACUCUGGUGGAUUUUAUGUAAAGAAGUUCACGGAGUAUCAUAAUCAUCCUUUUGCAGGAAGAGGAGGAAUGCAGUUUCUCAGAUGUAGUAGAUCUUUGACAGAGUUUCACAAAAGGUUUAUAGUUGAUGCUGCAAAAUCUAACAUUGGUGCAUCACGAGCGCACGCUAUACUUAAAUCUAUGAUUGGUUCGUAUGAGGAUAUUGGAGCAACAGUCGUUGAUUUCAAAAAUUUCUCAAGAGACAUUAAACAAUAUAUAGGGAAGCAUGAUGCAGACAUGAUAAUCCAAAAAUUCAAGGAUAUCCAGGAAUCCUCAGACACUGGAUUCAAAUUUGAGUAUAGGACAGACUCAGAGAAUCAUCUCACACAAUUAUUUUGGGCAGAUGGUGAAGGACGGAAGAAUUAUGAGGUAUUUGGUGAUGUUGUAUCAUUUGAUGCAACAUAUCGAACAAACAGAUAUGGAAUGGUGUUUAUUCCUCUCAUAGGAAUUGAUAAUCAUUGGAAAAGCGUGACUUUUGGAGCCAUGUUACUUGAGCAUGAAGAUAAUGAAAACUAUAUAUGGGGAUGUGAAGCAUUCAAAAGGGUUUUCGGUAGUAGUCCUAAAUGUAUAAUAAUGGAUCAAGACCUUGCUAUGAAAACCGCACUUAAGUUUAGUUUCCCUCUUGUUAAGCAUCGCCUUUGUAUGUGGCACAUCAUGAAGAAGUUCCCAGCAAAGUUGGGAACAGUUUUCUGUGCUGAGUCUGGUUUUAUGGAUAGAAUCAACAAAUUUAUUUGGACAGAGCACCUGACACCAGAAGAGUUUGAGCAAGGUCUUCUGCGAACAACAUCGAGAUCAGAGAGUUCUAAUUUCUAUUUUGGACACUAUGUUCAAAAGGGUGACACACUAUCUGAGUUUUAUUUAUGUUACCAAAGUGCGAUUGAAAAGCAGAGGAACGGCUUCAGGAAGAAUACGCAUUACGAUGACUAUACCCCCAACAUAGUCACUGGGAAAAAAAUUCUUAAAGAUGCUGUAAGUUUAUAUACUAGAACCAUGUUUUAUAAAGUACAAGAGCAGAUAAAAGCUGGGGGUGAAGAUAUUGUUGUUGAAUAUAUGAGUACUUUGAAUAAAACAAGAGUUACCACUAUACAAGAUCCAUUCAACAAAGCAAAAUCUUUCGAGGUUUCCGUUGAUUUGGACACACACACUGUAGAGUGUUCUUGUAAGCUUUUCACAAGGGUAGGAUAUUUGUGUUCUCAUGCAUUUUUCUGUCUCGGUAUAUGUGGUAUCAAAUCUAUACCAAGACAAUAUGUGUCCAAUAGAUGGUUGAAGAACGCAGUUGAACGCUUUAGUACACUAGAACUUGGAGAAAUAUGUGAAGCUGGUUCAAAAACUAAUUCAAAGCGUGUUAAAACACAAGACUGUUGGUUUGAAUUCCAAGGUUGUCUAAGUGAUGCUUCUGGUAAUCCUGAUAUUCUAGAUUAUAUUAAGAGAGAAAUCUGCAGUAUUAGGGAACAUAUCAAUAGCACGUUGAAGAAAUCAAAGACAAGACUGAAUUCAGAACAAAUAGAAGAAAUCAUUGAUUCGUCUGCUGUUGAAGACAUCACAAUACAGAAUCCAAAUAAGAGCACCAAUAAGGGUAGUCGUAAGAGGAUUUUAUCUGGUGCAGAAAAAUCUAUUGCUUGUACAAAGAAAUCAUUGAGGAAAUGCGCUUGUUGCAAGGAGUUUGCAUAUCAUGACUCGAGAACUUGCCCUGAAAAGAGGCAAGAAUGA
Daucus carota subsp. sativus is the source of this 2142-nucleotide messenger RNA. Its product is annotated as protein FAR1-RELATED SEQUENCE 5-like. Gene Ontology annotation, biological process: regulation of DNA-templated transcription. Lineage: Eukaryota; Viridiplantae; Streptophyta; Magnoliopsida; Apiales; Apiaceae. The transcript is spliced from 6 exons. The record is from RefSeq and is a predicted model, not a curated record. The coding region runs from base 1 to 2142 and encodes 713 amino acids. Gene Ontology annotation, molecular function: zinc ion binding.